This is a messenger RNA of Lagopus leucura (white-tailed ptarmigan), 631 nucleotides long. Its product is annotated as pre-mRNA-splicing factor ATP-dependent RNA helicase DHX16-like. Lineage: Eukaryota; Metazoa; Chordata; Aves; Galliformes; Phasianidae. Gene Ontology annotation, molecular function: RNA binding. The record is from RefSeq and is a predicted model, not a curated record. Bases 50 to 343 code for a protein of 97 amino acids. The transcript is spliced from 2 exons. Gene Ontology annotation, cellular component: catalytic step 2 spliceosome; intracellular anatomical structure.
GGCGUGUGUGGAGCUGCUGCAGGAGCGCUGCCGCCGCCUGGGCUCCAAGAUGGCGGAGCUGCUGGUGCUGCCCAUCUAUGCCAACCUCCCCUCCGACAUGCAGGCUCGUAUCUUUGAGCCCACGCCGCCGGGAGCCCGCAAGGUGGUGGUGGCGACGAACAUCGCGGAGACGUCGCUGACCAUCGAUGGCAUCGUUUACGUUUUGGACCCUGGGUUCUGUAAGCAGAAGAGUUACAGCGCCAGGACCGGCAUGGAGUCCCUCAUCGUCACUCCCUGCUCCAGGGUAACAGCGCCCCCUUCUGACAGACCCGGGAACACAGAAAAGCACCCCAUCACCCCAUAGGAACCCCAUAAGCAUCCCAUAAGCACCCCAUAAGAACCCUGUAACCCCAUCAUCACUCAUAUAACCCCAUAAGAACGCCAUAACCCCAUAAAACAACCUCAUAACAGCGUGAACACCCCAUAACCCCAUAAGAACCCCAUAACCCCAUAAGUACACCAUCACCCCAUAAGCACCCCAUAAGCACCCUGUAACCCCAUCAUCACUCACAUAGCCCCAUAAGAACCCCAUAAGAACCCCAUAACCCUAUAAAACCAUCUCAUAACCCCACAAACACCCCAGAACCCCACA